Molecule: messenger RNA, 1642 nt
Organism: Sphaeramia orbicularis (orbiculate cardinalfish)
Lineage: Eukaryota; Metazoa; Chordata; Actinopteri; Kurtiformes; Apogonidae
Gene: pex10
Product: peroxisomal biogenesis factor 10
Exons: 6
Coding region: 431-1408 (325 amino acids)
Biological process (GO): protein import into peroxisome matrix
Cellular component (GO): peroxisomal membrane
Molecular function (GO): zinc ion binding
Source: RefSeq, a predicted model, not a curated record
GUAGCCCCAUUGAGGUUCAUCUUGACAUGACUUCAUUUAUUUACAACGCUACUACCAACUUCUUAAGUACAGCUUUCCACAGCUGAAAUGACAUGUGUGUGAUUAUGACUGCCUAGAACACCAGGACUAACCGGCACAUCACGGAUAUAGAUCGCAGCCGAGCUUUUUUUCGGUUAUUGUUGCAUUGUUUGUUUUGUCUAUUUGUGGUAGAAUAGUGUUAGCUGACGUAAGCAUUUAGCUUUAGCACUUAAGAGACAUCGAACAUAGCCCUUUACAUGGAUAAGGAUGACAUCUGUCUUAUCAGAUGGAGGAUAACUGAUGCAUAGUUCAAACUACCUUAAAAUACUACAAUCUGAAGUUUAAAUGAAUAUUUUAUGAUGAACUGUUACUUUGCUUGCUACCAGUUAGCUGUAGCUAAUGCUUGCUAACGAUGCCAGUUGCACCAGCAAACCAGUCCCAGCUGAUUCGCUCAUGUCAAAAGGACGAAUACUAUCAGACUUUCCUGAGAAACAACGCCAAUGAAGCUUUCCACACAGUUGCUGGAUCCAAGAGAUGGUUGAACUGGAGGAAAGAGGUAGAGCUACUGUCAGAUCUCACCUACUACACUUUGACUACAUUCUCAGGUUACCAGACCCUGGGUGAGGAGUACGUUAACAUUAUUCAGGUGGACCCCUCUAAACGACAGAUUCCAUCCCAGACCCGGCGGGCUCUCUUUGUCUUCUCCCACACUUUGAUGCCUUACCUUCUUGAUAAAGUCCUUGGUUGUCUGGAGAAUGAGCUAGAACAUGAGCCAGAGCGCUGUAACAGGAGUAGCAGCAGGAGACAGGGGCUGUGGAGUCCGGAGUCAUGGCUGAGGAGGUGGAUUCAGAAGGCAGUGGGUUUGUUGUCAGCAUCUCAGAGGAAGGCAUGUCUACCAGCUGUGUCAGUCCUCCAGCAGGGCCUGGACCUCCUGUACCGUAUGCACAUAGUGCUGUUCUACAUCAGAGGAUCCUUCUAUCACAUGUCCAAGAGGAUAGCUGGCAUCAGUUACCUCUGCGUGAUGGCACACAGCAAUGAUAACAGCGGCAUCAGGACCAGCUACAGGCUCCUGGGAGCCGUGUCCCUCCUUCAGCUGCUCAUCACCCUCUGUCUGCAGAUCAACAACUUCAGACAGAGACAGAGAGCCAGGCAUGAGUGGAAGCUCUACAGGAACCUCACUGCCAGUCCUCAGCACCAUCCCUGUUCCAGUCCCAAAGCGGCCCGUUGCAGUCUGUGUCUAGAGGAUAGGAGGCACUCCACAUCCACACCAUGUGGACACCUGUUCUGCUGGGAGUGCAUCAUGGAGUGGUGCAACACCAAGGCUGAGUGCCCCCUAUGUCGGGAGAAGUUUGAGCCUCACAGACUGGUCUACCUGAGGAACUACACCUAGACCUGAACAUACUGCACUCACACAUAAGACAUGGUACAGAGGCCCUUCAGUUUUUCAGUGGAAUGGUUUCUUUAAGUUGUUUGAAUUAAUUGUCUUAUUUCAUUAAAGAAAUUUAUUAAAGAAAUACAUUCUUUGUCAAUUGUGUAGUUUUAUAUGGUAUUAGUCAAAUGAUUUUAAACUAUGGAACAAAAAUCUAAGCGAAUGCUAAUAAAAUUCAGGCAGUGUCUAAAGAUG